This is a messenger RNA of Coprinopsis cinerea okayama7#130, 975 nucleotides long. RefSeq lists its product as hypothetical. The coding region runs from base 1 to 975 and encodes 324 amino acids. The transcript has a single exon. The record is from RefSeq and is a predicted model, not a curated record. Lineage: Eukaryota; Fungi; Basidiomycota; Agaricomycetes; Agaricales; Psathyrellaceae.
AUGACUUCGAAGUUCAUCGUGCUACAGGUGUUCAUCAACCAAGGAUACCGUAGCGUCUGUCACUACCAUGCCGAAAUCGACCACAGCAUCGCCAAGAACGACGACAGCCGAAAGAAGUCCACCGGCGUCUACAAGCCCGUGGGGGAGAGUUGUGCCCCUGAAGAGCUUCGCCGGCUGAUCCCAAAAAAGAAGCCUUCGUCGAUCGAGGUGUUGGAGGGUGCUGUAGAGUGGCCAGAGAAAGGUCCUACCCAAACCUCCAACGGGUUGACCAUGGACGAUCUCCUAAAGUUCUACAGGAAGGUCGACGGUUGGUAUUUCCUCACCUGUGGAUGCCUAUUAGACGACGUCCUCCUCGACUUUUAUAUCUGGAAGGCUCAGCAGUACAUCCCCUCAAUGUACGGACACGAGACGCCAUUCGGAACCCCCAUGGAACCUCGAGUUCGCACCUGGCUUUUCGCUUUCCUCAAAUCGGAGAUGGAUAUUUGCGUCGACAACCUUUACGCGUACGACGAGGAUGGUGUCUAUCGGUCGUGGGAGCGAAGAUCGGUAAUCCAGAUCAAGAACAUCUGGCACAGCCUCGAGCGAAAGGCUGCUCGGUCGAUGGUCUUGGACGUGUUGAACCUGAAAGAGAAAGGGGCGGACUUGGAGCCAUGGGAGUGGUCUGAUAAGGAUCGGAAAUCUGAGCAGGAGGCGAGGAAGGCGUUGCAACGCGAGUGGGAGAAGGCGUCAAAAGAGGAGAGGGAGAGGGAGGAGCAAAGGCGGAAAGAGUUGGAAGAAGAAGACGCGUGGAUGGACGGUGGAAAGGAGGAGGACGGGGAGCGGAAGAAGAGAAAGAAGAAGAAGAAGAAAAGCCGUGAGGAGGAUGAGGGCGAGGGUAAGGAGAAAAAGAAGAAGAAGAAGAAGCGCAAGGCCUCUCGCUCGCCUUCUCCCAGCGACCCUUCGGGCUCAAGGCCAAAGAAGCGUAAAUCCGACUAA